UUCUUCGCGCUUCGAUUCAGUCAACAAGAUGAAAUUGGCAUUGAUCCUUCUCGUUUGCUUCGUUGGAGCUACCUACCAACAGGGAUAUGCGUGGUCACCAUUCUACCACUAUUCACCACACCUGUUUUUCUAUAAUAAUUACGAUCAAGCCAACCGCCAAUUUUCGGACAAAUCAACGCUUAACAUUGGGACAGGAUAUAGCGAUGACGAAAUCGAUUCUUCGAUCCCCGAAAUCCAGGCGAGGAUCCCAUUUGGCCACACGAAGAAACCCCAAAAGAAGUUUUUCAUCACCAGUAUCCUGCCCAACUCUUUCUUCAACUUCAAACCUUUGACCAUCACCACGCUGACGAGCACCGUUUUUUCUACCAUCACGUCGACGGCCGUGAUUGCCACGGUACAGUCGUGCCUUCCUGCGACUAUGUUUUUCACUUCUUCAGGACCAUCGGGCUUUGUGACGUUGACGUCUGCUUGCGGCCGUCGCAGACGUGACAUCGACGAGUCCAGUCCGCGACAAAUCACAGCCGAAAUCGGCGACUCGAUUUUGCCAUCCGUCGUGUCACCGUUGGAGACCAGCAGUGUCGUACCUGAAUUGGACGGAUAUAAUAAUGUCAAUCCGGAGAUAACUUCUUCUCAGACAAAUAUCGAAGAGGAACAGCGUCAAUUCGUAAAUAUCGACAAGAACAGCGGACGCCAAAAUCGUGCCUUGAGUCUAUUAGUGACUGUUACAUCGACGUCGACGUCCUUCUCCUUUUCCACGACCACGAUCAAGAAAACUAUUAAUCUGAGCGGGCCAGCGCAAUUGUCGUGCAUGCCAAGUGGUUUCGCCUUGUGUUAGAUAUUUUAGACAGUUAAGACUUUGUCUCACUCUCUUUUUCUAUUUUAGAAGCGAAAGUAAUUGCAUUUGCUUUUUAGUUAUAUUCCUUAGAAUAAUGUUUUUAUUAUUUAUGCAUUCAUUUCUAACAUCAUUCAGCCUAUAAAGUCGCCUAUUCUGGACUUGUUCUUUCUAGUAAAUGGCCGCAAAACCUGAUUGAUAAAAAUCAAUUUAGAAAAUUGUUUUCUACCCUAUUUUGUUUCAUGUUCUUAUUUUUUACUUAAAUGCAAUUUUCUUUUCAAACCUGGAUCCACAAGGAUUUUGGUUUGUUGUUAUAGCCUUUCCAACAAAAUGUAUACAUGAGAAUUUAGUUAAAUAAAUAGUGUUCAUUAUUA
This is a messenger RNA of Daphnia pulicaria, 1206 nucleotides long. RefSeq lists its product as uncharacterized. The transcript is spliced from 4 exons. NCBI's taxonomy places the organism in Eukaryota, Metazoa, Arthropoda, Branchiopoda, Diplostraca, Daphniidae. The coding region runs from base 29 to 835 and encodes 268 amino acids. The record is from RefSeq and is a predicted model, not a curated record.